Copidosoma floridanum is the source of this 3720-nucleotide messenger RNA. RefSeq lists its product as uncharacterized. The record is from RefSeq and is a predicted model, not a curated record. NCBI's taxonomy places the organism in Eukaryota, Metazoa, Arthropoda, Insecta, Hymenoptera, Encyrtidae.
AUGGUGCUACGCGAAGCAAUGGAUAACGAAGGCUGGCCCUCGUUGCUGAAAACGCAGCAAGCCCUGCUAGAGGUUCUUGCGGAAUUUACUCAAUCCGCCAAGAGCUUCGAAGUAUGGAGCAUGGGUCUCGUCGACGUCAGGUUCAAGCUACUUGCUGAUUAUUGGAAUGACUUCCAAGCCAAUCAUAAGGAUCUGAUUCAGGGCGCACCUGUUAACAAAGUUGCCUCCUUGAGAGCCCUGUACAGGUCCGCAGAGGGAUACUACCUCGACGCUAAGGCGUGCCUGUAUGACGCUAGGAGUCGGCUGUUCCCGAUCAUGCCAGGAGGUGGUGGCCAGUCACCGCUCCCCGAACCGCUCCCUGGACCGCACUCGGGCUCUCGCCUGCCGAGCAUCAAUAUCCCGCUCUUCUCUGGCCCUCGCGAGGAUUGGCAGUCUUUCCGCGACCUGUUCCAGGCGCUCAUUCACCAGGAUGCUCGGCUCACCGACGUCGAGAGGCUUUACUACCUAAAGACAAACGUGCAGGGUGAGGCAAAAGCAGUUUUGGACACCUUGCAGCUCGUUGGCUCCAAUUAUUCCACUGCCUGGAGUCUUCUUGUCUCGCGGUUCGAGCAUCGCCGCCUCCUUGUGCAGGACCACGUCAUGGCACUGCGAACGCUCAAGCCUCUGCGCGAGGAGUCCGCUGCUGGUCUGCAGGGCUUGCUCGAUGCCUUAGAAAAGCACCGUGAUCAACUGCGAGUGCUCAAUCAGCCGGUGGAACAUUGGGAUGUGUGGAUGGUCUCUUUUGCCUCGACCGCCAUGGACCCCUCGACUCGGAGAGCCUGGGAAGACGAGCUCGAGAAGUUGGAGACAGCCAGCUCUGCACAAAGGGAAGCAGCCUCCUUCGCCACUUUGUCCAGCUUUCUUCGGAGGCGCGGCCGCUCACUGACUUCAAUGGAAGCCUCGCGCCCUCCCCGAUCAACGAACGAUCCUGUACGCUCGACCGGCAGUCGCCCUUCCGCGCCGACGCCACUCAGCCGCAACCACCGAUCUUUAGCCACCCACGUAGUCAACGAUGACUGCCCUGCUUGCCACGCACCGCACAACGUAGGUCACUGCAGCCGUUUCCUGGAACUGGACGCCCUUGGGCGAAGGGGUCUCGUCGCUCAGCACAAGCUGUGCUUUAACUGCCUGAAGCCGGGCCACAUGGCAACUGUCUGCCCUUCCCAAGGCGUUCAGCUCAUGGUACCCGGGGGGCGGACAGUCACAGCAAGAGCACUAGUCGACGCUUGUUCAGAGAUUUCAAUCACGUCCACUGCACUUGCUGGAAAGCUUGGCGCCAGUCCCGAGCCAGCCGUCACGAGCAUCUCUGGCGUCGGAGGCGCUGUCUUUAUGCACUCCCCAACGAUUGCAAGUUUGCAGCUCCAAACCCUGAACUCAACCCGGACGUUGCGGCUGACUGCGCACUGCUUGCCCCAAAUGGGACUCCGCACCCCCUCCAGACCGUUGCAACCAGCCGUCAUCGAACUCUGGAACGAUUUACCAGAUCUUUCAGACCCGACCUUUGGAAUACCGGGCGGCGUCGAUAUCCUACUUGGAGCCGACGUGUACCCUCAUCUACUACGGCCAGGGCAGUUAUUCCGUGGAGAUCUUGUCGGACAGCUCACCGUUUCCGGCUGGAUGCUCGCCGGUCACGUACCGGACCAAGCGACCUCGUCCUCGCCGGCUGCUUGCAUGACAACACAGGACACCUCAGCUCCGCCUUGGCACGAGCAGCUAAUCACACUGAUGCAAUGGUUUUGGGAAUUGGAGGACCUACGAGCGGCACUGCUCGCAACGAGGCUGCUACGCAUAGUUGCCGAGGAAUAUGCUGUGAGCGUUGAGCACUGUCACGCCUGGAGCGACUCCCAGAUCGUGCUUCACUGGCUCCGAUCAUCGGAGCCGACAAACAACUCAUUGAUCGACAAUUACGUGGCUCACACCCAGGAGCUUCUGCCCUCCCACGUAUGGAGAUAUGUUCCGACGGACUCUAACCCAGUGGAUGUGGCGUCCUGGGGCACGGAUCUGUUCACGCUUCAGAAAAUGCGUGCUUGCUCCUGCAACCCAGUCACUGACAGCGCCCUCCAAUUUUGUUGUGCUGUUCAAUGCACUACGCCAAAUCUGCUCGAGAAGUUCUCAGACCUUGGCCGUCUCCUACGCUUCCUCGCUCGACUGCGUCGCUGGAUCCGUCGUCGGCUACGUCGAGAUCCCGCUCCCUCGCCUUUCACCCCUCUGACGACGAUUGAGCUGCGCGAUGCCUACCUCGCCUGCGUCCGCCUCAGCCAGCGACAAUUCUUCGCGCUAGAGAUUGCGAGCUUGCAAAAGGGCGGCCGUGUCCUUGCGAAAAGUCCACUGCUGUCUCUAGACCCGAUCUUCUCUGAUGACGUCCUUCGAGUUGGCGGUCGUCUCCAACAUUCUGUGCUCACCUUCGAUGAGCAGCAUCCGCCAAUCCUCGACAGCCGAUGCAGCCUCGCUCGGCUCAUUAUCCAGUGGGCUCAUGCUCGUGCUCUUCACGGAGGAGUCAGAGUCACCAUCGCCUAUGUGGCUCGCAAGGCCUGGAUUGUUGGCGGGUGGCGGCGAAUCAAAAGCAUUCUCCAGAGAUGCGUGGUCUGCGCCCGACUGCAGGCGCGGCCUGCCACUCAACACAUGGCACCUCUACUGGCCUCACGGGUUACUCCUGCUCGAGCUUUCUCUCGCACUGGAGUUGACUACGCUGACCCAUUCAACAUUUUGUCUGCUAAGGGCCGAGGCAUCCGCACAAACAAGGGCUACGUCGCGAUCUUCGUCUGCAUGACCACCAAGGCGUCACACCUUGAGCCCGUUGGCGAUCUCUCUACUGAGUCAUUCAUUGGAGCGCUCACAAGAUUCUGCGCCAGACGCGGUCGGCCCUUAGAGAUCUGGAGUGAUAACGCCACCUGCUUCCGCGCCGCAGACCGUGAAAUGCGCGAGGCUCUCCAGGAUGCCGAAAUAAAGUGGGAGCGUGUUGCUGGCUCACUGGUUGAACAAGGCGUCAAGUGGCACUUCAUUCCUCUACGGGCGCCCCACUUCGGCGGACUAUGGGAGGCCGGUGUCAAAGCAAUGAAACAUCAUCUCCGUCGUGCCCUUGGACCGCGCUUAGAUGAUCUGGACAUCCUCACCCCUGGACACUUCCUUGUUGGUGGCCCGCUGAAUUCUGUGCAUGAGGCCAGUACCCCGCCCGAGAAGCUCGAUCGCCUAAGUCACUGGAAGCUGGUCCAGGGAAUCCGAGACCAGUUCUGGAGCCACUGGAGCCGCGAGUACUUGAACACGCUCCAACAACGACCCAAGUGGAAGGUCCCACGUCGUAAUUUCCAGGUUGAUGACGUCGUCGCCGUGGUGGACGCCACGCUCCUCCAGUCUAGCGGCACGUGGCUGCUCGGUCGCAUCAUCUCGGUUCAUCCCGGACCCAACGGGCUCGCUCGCGCCGCCACCAUCCAGACCGCCACUGGUGAAUACACCCGUCCCAUCAGCAAGCUCUCUCUACUGCCCGUCCGAUCGCCUAGUGCCGGCGACGUCGCCUCCAAAGACCCUGUGGCUGAAUCUGACCCAGGAUCUUUACACGCUGGCUUUGGUAACACAGAAGUCAGUAAAUUAUUUAAUGUUCCGAACAUCUCAAGUAUGAGUUUCAAUGCUUUAAAAAGAAGUAAAAAAGAAAUUGGACCUAUCGUAGGAGACGUAGCUCAGUAA